Physeter macrocephalus (sperm whale) is the source of this 3885-nucleotide messenger RNA. It is a transcript of the gene PFKFB2, whose product is annotated as 6-phosphofructo-2-kinase/fructose-2,6-biphosphatase 2. The transcript is spliced from 17 exons. Gene Ontology annotation, cellular component: cytosol. Gene Ontology annotation, biological process: fructose metabolic process; fructose 2,6-bisphosphate metabolic process. NCBI's taxonomy places the organism in Eukaryota, Metazoa, Chordata, Mammalia, Artiodactyla, Physeteridae. The record is from RefSeq and is a predicted model, not a curated record. The coding region runs from base 175 to 1749 and encodes 524 amino acids. Gene Ontology annotation, molecular function: ATP binding; 6-phosphofructo-2-kinase activity; fructose-2,6-bisphosphate 2-phosphatase activity.
UCAAGAUGGCCAUAACAGACGUUACAGCGUGGGCGGUAAGCGGGAGAAUAAAUAAGGUGUUCCAACCUUCUUCAGGAGCUAGCGACGGCGAUUCCGAUUUGAGCCCCGCCCCCUGGAGCCUGCGGGCGCUCUAUUGGUGGACAAUUCUCUCCAGACGUCCCCUGAAGAGCUGCCAUGUCUGGGAAUUCUGCCCCUUGCUCAGAACAGAACAACAACAACUAUGAAACCAAAACAAAUCUCCGAAUGUCAGAGAAGAAAUGUUCGUGGGCAUCCUACAUGACCAACUCCCCGACCCUCAUUGUUAUGAUUGGCUUACCGGCCCGGGGCAAAACCUACGUGUCCAAGAAACUCACACGCUACCUCAACUGGAUUGGGGUGCCCACCAAAGUGUUUAAUCUUGGGGUGUAUCGGCGUCAAGCGGUCAAGUCCUAUAAGUCCUAUGACUUCUUCCGGCAUGACAACGAGGAGGCCAUGAAGAUACGCAAACAGUGUGCUCUGGUGGCGCUGGAGGAUGUGAAGGCGUAUCUCACGGAGGACAGUGGGCAGAUUGCGGUGUUUGAUGCUACCAAUACCACUCGAGAGAGGAGAGCCUUGAUUUUGAGCUUUGCUGAGGAGAAUUCCUUCAAGGUGUUCUUUGUGGAAUCCGUCUGCGAUGAUCCUGAUGUCAUUGCUGCCAACAUCCUGGAGGUAAAGGUGUCGAGCCCUGACUACCCUGAAAGGAACAGGGAGAAUGUGAUGGAGGACUUCCUAAAGAGAAUUGAGUGCUACAAAGUCACCUAUCAACCCCUUGACCCAGACAACUAUGACAAGGAUCUUUCUUUCAUCAAGGUGAUAAACGUGGGCCAGCGGUUUCUAGUGAACAAAGUCCAGGACUACAUCCAGAGCAAGAUCGUCUACUACCUCAUGAAUAUCCAUGUCCAUCCUCGCACCAUUUACCUUUGCCGGCACGGAGAGAGCGAGUUCAAUCUCUUGGGAAAGAUUGGGGGUGACUCAGGCCUCUCGGUGCGGGGAAAACAGUUUGCCCAGGCUCUAAGGAAGUUUCUGGAGGAACAGGAGAUAGCAGACCUCAAAGUGUGGACAAGUCAGUUGAAGAGGACUAUCCAGACCGCUGAAUCUCUGGGGGUGACCUAUGAGCAGUGGAAGAUUCUGAAUGAGAUUGAUGCUGGCGUGUGCGAGGAGAUGACUUAUGCGGAGAUUAAGCAGCAGUACCCAGAAGAGUUUGCACUUCGAGAUGAAGAGAAAUAUCUGUAUCGAUAUCCUGGAGGGGAGUCAUACCAGGACCUGGUGCAGCGGCUGGAGCCUGUCAUCAUGGAGCUGGAGCGUCAGGGCAAUGUCCUCGUCAUCUCCCACCAGGCUGUCAUGCGCUGCCUCCUGGCCUACUUCUUGGACAAGGGUGCAGAUGAGCUACCGUACCUGAGGUGCCCUCUCCAUACCAUCUUCAAACUUACUCCUGUGGCCUACGGUUGCAAAGUGGAAACAAUUAAACUUAACGUGGAGGCUGUGAACACUCACCGUGACAAGCCAACUAACAACUUCCCCAAGAACCAAACCCCUGUAAGGAUGAGAAGGAACAGCUUUACGCCUCUGUCCAGUUCGAAUACAGUAAGGCGUCCAAGAAAUUACAGUGUUGGGAGCCGGCCCCUCAAGCCCCUCAGCCCUCUCCGUGCCCUGGACAUGCAAGAAGGGGCCGACCAGCCGAAGACCCAAAAGUUAGGGUUAGGAGUACAAGAUAUUUGUAUCCUAGACUGAACGGUUGAGUGUUUCCUGUGAGGAUCUGGGUGUUCCUCUUUGCAACCCACAUUUGAUCUUCAGAGACACUGGCAUUUUGAAGAAACAUGAUACGGCUGUUUGGAAGUAAAUCCAUCUUAUGGUGUAUCUGUGAGUAGAAGAUCUGAGUACCAGAGAAACUCACUGAUGCUUGGGGGAGCCAAAGGACAAGGGGAAUAAGUGCCUAAUAAUUGAGGAAACUCUAUCUGGGUUGUAUAGUCUUAUGCACAUUCCAUUGUCUUUGUUAAGCCCAGAGGCCAUGUUGUGUUUGUUUUCCAGAAAUUUGAUAACUUUACAUAGGUUUUCCGGUAUACAUUUUGACUUGUGUUUUAAAAUAUUUUAAUUUGAAUUAAAUAAUUUUAUUGGAAUUAAAUAUUUUAAUUUUAAUUUGAUUCACAAUUGAAUCAGGUUGCAACAUUGGCAGGAUUGAUCUCUGACUUCUGAUCGAGGUGACACAGACAUCAGAAGUAUGUCCAGGAAUUUAAUUUAGACUCAUCAUGUCCAGAACACUGUAUCUAGAAGUAUCUGUACGCUGACUGCCUGACAGACUGUGGUAGGGUCCCUAUGCUGACUAACCAACAGGCUCUACUUAAGAUCUGUAAGCUGACAAGUCUGACUGUUUUCUAAUUGUACCAGUUGACACUUUAUGCAUGUUACUACAAUUCUCUGUCUAUUGUACAUGUCCUACAAAGAAAGGAAGUAACCACCCCACAUGUUUUCUUUAGGGGGAUGUUCUAUACACUAUGAUUUUUAAUAGGUAUUUCUUUUAGAGUGGCAGCCAAAUUCUAAUCAUUUUGUAGACAAUGAAGGUUGAACAUCACUUGUAAGUUAUUUUGUAAACUCAGCUAAGGAAAUGCCUGCUCAGAGCCUGACACUGUUACCUCUACUUGAAGUCAUCCUAUCCAGUCCCCCAUUUCUGGGCAGGACUUCACUUUCUGAACUUUCUGUGUCCUCAGCUUCCCUGCUAUGGGCUGUAGCAUUCCAUUGGAUAAUGCUGCUGUUUUCAGUCCGCUACCCAUUUGCCUCUUAAUUAUAAUAUAAUCAAUAAAAAUGCAAAGGAAAUUUUGGCAAAAGUAUUCUUUUCAGUAAGGCUUUCACUGGGGAUCCAUGACCAAUUUUUAGCUACUCAGUGUUUUUUGUAUCUGAAUUGCUUGUGUACAUUUUUUUUUUCUUGUGUUGAAGUAACAAAAUCAAUUCAUUCUGAUAUGGUGAUAGUUUUGCUGUGGCAAAAGCAAAGGACUUGUCACCAGCUGUGCCCUUUGGAGGGAUUGGGAGUGGGCUGAGCACCACUGGGUUAAAUGGAAUGGACUGAGUUGGGAACCGAAGCAAUAGAGCUAUCCUGCAUGUUUCCUAGGCACAGCUGUGUUGAAAGAAGGAAUGUUAAUCCUUAGCAGCAUUCUAAUUUAAUCUGGUGACACUGAUGUCAAAAUAUGGCGCUCAGAUCCACAUAAGGUGUAUAACUGUAUUUGAAAUGUGUUUUUGUGUGUGUGUGUGUAGAAUGGGUAAAUAAAAUGGUUGAGUAACUUGAAUCUAUCAGAAGGCUUCUGGGUUUUUUGUUUUGUAUUUUGGGUUGUGUUCUCCACCACUUCCCCACCCCCAAAACUUUGCCUCGGGCUGCUUGGCAGUUGAGCCUCAGACCAGCAAAAGCCAGUCCACAGAGUGACUGGAGUCCCUGGUGGAGGCGUGGCCCUCUUGCACCACCUUCUGGAGAAGAUGGGAAGGACAUCAUAGACGGCACCUGAACUUAGUCGUGUGUACUUUUUGGCGCCUCUACAAGAAUUAAGAAAAAAAUUACCUUUGACCACACUGUGCUCUGACCCGCACUAGCAACAUGGAACUCAUUAUUUGUUGUGGGAAAAAAAAAAACCUUUGGCGAUCUCUUAGAAUUUAGUGGACUCUUCUUUCUAAAAUAUUACCUUCCUGUUUCUAAAGAGAAUACAGCUGGUGGGGUAAAAUGGCAUUUAACUGCUUCUGGGAUAGGAAAAACAGGGGGGAUUGUGUCACUAUUCUCAUGCCUUAUUUAUUCCUUGUUACCUUAACAAGGACCAGGAGCUCAUUAGACAUGCAGGCUCUUGGGCCCCAUCCCAGGCCUGCUGAAUCAGAAUAUUCAUUUUAAGU